Messenger RNA from Stomoxys calcitrans (stable fly), 2280 nucleotides. Its product is annotated as neurofilament heavy polypeptide. The record is from RefSeq and is a predicted model, not a curated record. Bases 69 to 2177 code for a protein of 702 amino acids. NCBI's taxonomy places the organism in Eukaryota, Metazoa, Arthropoda, Insecta, Diptera, Muscidae. The transcript is spliced from 23 exons.
AAGACAAAGAGUUAAGACCUAAGUGAAUUUUCAUACUUAAUAGAAAGGAUCAAACAAAAUUACGCAAUAUGCGUUUGGCAUACUUUCUACUUUUAUUGAGUUUAACGAUAACGGUGUUGGCCCGUCGGGGAUCUCGUCCCAGGGCCCGAAUGAGAUCGCCUGCUGUAAGGAGAUUUCCUGCAGCUCCUAGAUAUCGGGCCCCAAUAAGAACACCAGCGAUAAGAAGAAUGGCUUCACCACAAAGGUUUCGGGCACCAGCGAAACCUGUAAUUAGGGCCCCUAUGAGAAAGCCACCAGUUAGAAAAUGGGCUGCAUUGCCAAGGUAUCGGGCACCAGCGAGGAUGGCAACAAUGAAGAAACCUGUUAACAACAGAAUAUCGAAACCUGCACCAAAGGCUAGGCUAAUGGCCAACGUCAAGUCAGCUGUUAUGCCAAAUACAGCUAAACUCCGAUCUGUAGUUCCUUCAGCAAAGGCUAAAAGGAGACAAGCAGUUGCUCGAAAUAAAGCCACUAAAAACAUUGGUCACAAAGCAUUGCCAAAGGUCACGAAGUCUAAUUCCGGAAUAAGACGGAACAAACCUCAAAAUAACGUUCGUAAGCCCAAAAACAAAGCUGCAAUCGCUAAAGCCGCAGUUAAGAACCCGGCAAAGCUAGUGCCCAUUAUCCAAGCACCACAAAGAAACCCGGCUUCUAGGAGCAAAAACAAAUCCAUAAGCAAAGACAAACCCCACAUAGAUGGAACAGUAAAAUCCAGGAAAAGGACAGCCAUCAAGUCGAAAACCAAGCAGAAAAAUGUUGUUGGAAAAAAGGGCUAUGCGAAACCCAAAGGCAUUGUAAAGAAGAAGCCAACUGCAAAUAAUAAACUGACAAAGAACGUCAAAACUAAAUCUAAAGUACUAUCCAAGGCUCCAGAUUCCAAAAAGGAAAGAACAAUAAAAAAGAAUAUCAAAAUCCCCAAAAAGACAACUAAACAAAACUCUUUAGACAAAACAAAAUCUAAGAAAAAGGACCUUGAUAAAUCGAAGAAAAACUUAAAAUCCAAGAAUUCAAAACUUAAAAAAAAAGGUCUAAAAACAUCGAAAAAGGAUUUGAAGUCCAAAAAUUCCAAGCUUAAGGGAAAAGAUUCAAACAAAACGGAAAAAGACCCUAAGUCAUCCAAAUCUAAAUCUAAAGCAAAGGAUUCAGAUAAAACUAAAAAGGACACAAAACCGAAGGGCCCCAAACACAAUAAGGAGACGCCUCCUGCAGGCGAUGCUGGCCCUGGCAAUGGUCCAAUCGAUUUGCCGCAACUUCCAGACCUCGGGGGUAGUCCAGGAGCUGGACCCGGCCCCGGAUGCCCUGAUUGUUCGGGAGGCGGACCUAGUCCGGGAGGUGAACCUAGUCCUGGAGGAGGCCCAAGUCCUGGGGGAGGAUCAAUGCCUGGAGGGGGACCAAUGCCGGAAGGAGGACCAAUGCCGGGAGGAGGACCAAUGCCGGUAGGAGAACCUAGUCCUGGAGGGGGACCAAUGCCUGGAGGAUCCCCUGCUAUGGGAAGCGGCGGCAAUCCUGAGCCUCCUCCACCAUCAGUGCCACCCUCAAGUGGUAUUGGGACCCCACAACCAAAUCCACCUCCUGUUGGUGGACCAGAAAAUCCAGCACCAAUUGCGCCAUCACCUAACGAUUCUCCUGGUCCUUCCUCAAGUAAUGGAACUAGAGAAUUAAAGCCAGAUCAGAAUUCUAUCGAAGCAGACAAGGAGACAUAUUCAAAAUCUACUAAGGAUUCUUCAAAGACUCAAAAAUUGAAGGCUAUUGAAGAUGACGAUGACAUAGAUGUUGAAGACUCAAAGAAAAAGAAGAAGAAGAAAAAAUCAAAAAAAUCCCAGACUGGUGAUGAUGACAAUGACGAGGAGAAUUUCCAAUCUGAUGAAGGUGAGGGAGAUGAAGAAGAGGAUGAGAAUAAAAAAAUUAAGAAGAAAACUAAAAAAGGAAAAAAAUCAAGGACAUCAAAAGGCGCACAGAGUAACAAGAACGCCAACAAAACUAAAAAUGAUGAAGUAGAUGAUUAUGAGAAUGAUGACGAGGAAGUAGUUACUAAAAAGCUAAAGAAAAGAACGAAGAAUAAAAAACUUCGUAAAAACCAACAAAAGCAAGAAAUUGGCGACAAAGAAGACCCAGAUGUUUCGGAUGCAGACAAUUAAUUAAUUAUUACACAUUUUUAAUAAUUAUUUCUAUUCAAAAACUAUAACUUUAUGUUUUUAAAUAUUCAAAUUUAAAAAUAAAAUAUUCAUACCCCUCCCUUAA